Molecule: messenger RNA, 2135 nt
Organism: Physcomitrium patens
Lineage: Eukaryota; Viridiplantae; Streptophyta; Bryopsida; Funariales; Funariaceae
Product: BTB/POZ domain-containing protein At3g05675
Source: RefSeq, a predicted model, not a curated record
ACCAGGUUUAGGGUUUGGCGAUUGCUGUAGGAAUCUUCAAGUCUGAACAGGUACAAAGUGUGAAUUUUUGUUUCCUGUGAUAGUGCGUGUGUGGUGGAGGCAGGCGUGAGGUUUUGCGCACGCAGAGAGCGUUGGGAUUGUCUAAGACACAUUUGUAGGCAAAUUCACCCUCCAACCGGUGAGAUCUAGGGAAAGGCCUGAGAAUGCCGGCAAGUAAGUCGCGAGGGCGGCGCAAGCUGGGUUGUACUUUGAUACGCCUCAAUCUGAUAUUAGAUUCUUCUAAACUCAAGUCAUCCGAGGACCUAUUCACUGAAGCCUUAAACACGGUUCUCACCACGCUCUACGGUGUAAUUGGAGGCGCUUUCAGUUGGGAUCUCGUGGAGUUUGACAGCAAAGCUUCUAUAGGUAGCAUCCGGUGCCAGAAGAGCGAUGAAGAGCGUAUAUGCGCAGCUGCUAGCUUUUUGACACAGAUUAAGGGCUUCCCAUGCCGCCUUGAAGUUCUUGAAUCCUCUCCCUCUCUUCUGCCCACUUUUGAUCUCGACCCCGACCUUUUGGACUCGUCCGCUUGAAGACGUUUCAAAGAACAUAUCUUCAUUUUACGGCAAUUGUCACACUCUCUGUUUCUUGCAACAUCCAGCACAUGCCAAGUCCCUCAAAUAUGGAUAAAGACAUCGAGAUCGGCGGUGUCGACCCCUCGCUCAGCGUCUUCAGUUAUGAUUGUAAACUCGGUGAGCGCGCCACCAGCGACGUGAUUGUUAGGCUACGAACCAUCCACGGCCGUGACGACUGGAUCUAUGCUCGUAGUGAGAUUCUCUGCGCCAAGAGUAGGUAUUUCACAUUACGUCUCUGCGACGAAUGGCCGACAUAUGAUCUCGUCGACUCCCGCUACUGUGUUGAAAUUAUUUGCGAUGAGUCCGACAUCGAACACCAUGUCAACCUCCUGCGCAUGUUGUACUCUAACCUCGAGGAGCCUGUCGGGGACAUGUGGCACAGCGUGGGGAAUGCGCUCGGGACACUGAAAGUGGCCACUAGGCUCGGCUGCGAUGCUAUAGCUACCAAGUGUGCGCGCUACUUGGAGGCUGUGCCGUGGGAGGAAGGCGAGGAGGAGGAGAUUCUCAAGGCAUUACCAGCAAUUGUGAGCUCAACACGCAAACUCGUCGCUGGUCUUGGCGCGGAGGCCCAGCCCGUCCUUGCAAGACUGCAACCUGUGGACGCGGCAUCGAUUCGCAACGUGUUCCUCUCCGCUGUGCACAUGGCGACAUCAUCUGAAAGCAAAUCUUACUCCAGCACAUCCUCGAAGCUACCGAGGGAUCUGAAGGCGGCAGCUCAAGAAAAAGUUGAGUACAUGUUAGAUGAAGACGACGAUGCGCCGCUGCUCAUCGCCGACGAGGAGCUAAAAGCCGCGCUCAAGGCGAAAUUCUUGGACCUGUUUGAAAGCUUUAAAUUUGAGCUGAGUACGCUCACGGAUUCCACACGAUAAUUUUGCGAGGCGACGAUCCUUGAGAAAAUCUCUGACCUCUUGUGGGCUUCUCGCGUCCUCCCUCAUGGGGGGCUCAACCCAGAGUUCGUGGAGUUUUGGUUGGAGGUUUCGAGUGAUAUAUCUGUAGCAUUGAUUAGUGAGAAGAUGCGGGAAGUUUUGUGGGAUACGAAGCUGCGCGUGAUUGAGAUCACGGCAACGGUGCUCCAUGCGGUGGGGUAUGGGAAUGUGACCUUUGAGUGCUGGCGAGCGCACGCGGCUGGUAAAGAUUUGGUUGCCUUUCAUUCGCGAAACGACGCCAAUGCUGGAGGAGAUGUUUGCGGUGCAGAGAUUGAGCUUAGAGAUGGAUUUAGACCUGUAUCAGAGCAUCCAGAAUGCACUUGUGUCGCUUGUGUUAUCGUUGUCUUCGGUAGAUCAGGCUGAGAUCCUCGCAGACUGGCUUCGCUGGGAUCACGCCAGGUAUGACAUUCCAAAUGUAUCAACCUGUUGCAAAAGAGCCAAAAGCUUCUAAUGAUUCUUGUAAAUGCCGAAGGGAAGAGGGCAACUUGGCAUUAUCUAGUGCCAGUAUGAAUGCCUCUCCACUUUAUCAUGCUAGGCAAAAAAUUUCGGCGAAUGUUAAAAAUAUCACUUCCCAUCUUAGGAAUCCCGUCACGGUCUA